AUGGCACCCGGACAGAAAUUGUACCCGCGCGCGACGGUCAAGAAGAUUGUCAAGGCGCACGCAAACACGAGCCUCAGCCGCAACGCCGAUGUCCUUAUCUUCCUCGACUAUCUCCUCUUCAUGCAGACCCUUGUCAAGGAAGCAUCGAUUGAGUCGAAGCGCGGCGGUGAGCGCGGCAUCACGGCACGCAGCGUCAAGAAAGUGACGGCGGACACUGUUCUCAAGUUCAAGGGUUGA
Sporothrix brasiliensis 5110 is the source of this 237-nucleotide messenger RNA. RefSeq lists its product as uncharacterized. Gene Ontology annotation, molecular function: protein heterodimerization activity. Gene Ontology annotation, biological process: chromosome segregation; mitotic cell cycle; kinetochore assembly. Lineage: Eukaryota; Fungi; Ascomycota; Sordariomycetes; Ophiostomatales; Ophiostomataceae. The transcript has 4 exons. Bases 1 to 237 code for a protein of 78 amino acids. Gene Ontology annotation, cellular component: kinetochore; nucleoplasm. The record is from RefSeq and is a predicted model, not a curated record.